CAAACAUCCGUGAACGCGUCCGGGUCUCGCCUCAAGUGUCGUGUAAUAAUUCGUCACCACCACUACACCCUCCGACCGACCUUGUUCAUUCAUCUAUCCACACACGCGACGCGCGAAUUCAAAUAAUUAACGGCACUGCGCGGCAACACCAGGACCACAUUGACAUUGCAACGGUCCGAGCCACCUCUGGCGUACCAUGCGUCAUGGCCGCCGCCGCGGCAGAUGAGGCCAUCGACCUCCUCAUCCAGGACGUCGUCGACGCCUCCAGGAUUCCGCCCAAGGCCCGCCUCACGAGCAUCAAGCCCACGGUCGCGCGGCUCUGCUCGCUCGCCUACGAGCACGGCCUGGCGCCCGUGGCGCUGACCCGGCUAGUGGGCGAGGUGCUCGCGGCGCCGCAGUUGCGUCAGCGCCUCGACCAGGCAAGCCUGCAGGCGCUCGCGCGUAACUUGUACCCGCGCGGCGAUGAGGGCGGCGACGAGGGCGUGCCAGCGGAGGCGGCGCUGCGCGUGGUGGGCGCGUUGGGACACGGCGCGGGGAGGGCGGCACUCGGCGCGCAGGCGGCACUGCUGCGUUGGCUGGUGCUCGUAUGGCAUGUGCUCGACGAGGGGGCGAGGGGCGUUCUGGGGAGGGCGUACGGCGUGCUGUUUGGCGUGCUGGACACGGCGGCGAUACGGUCGGUUGUUUGCCCCCCUGCCUCCUCUUCCUCCCAUAUUCGCGUCUUUUGCGGACGGGGCGACUGCCGUUGUCUAGCUUGUUCCCCCAGAGUCCGCUGGCUAACCGUGCCGUUUGGUGUUGUCGCUGUUACAGGCCGCAGGUUGCCCAUGUCCUGGCGCUUCUGACGAGGAGAAAACACGUCCGUCCGUUUCGAAUCCAAGCCCUGCUCAACCUCUCGAGGCAGACGGGCAACGACCCGUGUCUCGUCGGCCUGCUGCGCGUCUACAAGGACUACUACCCGGAGAUUAUCGUGGGCGAGGCCGUUCGCGGCAAGGCGGCGGCGUUCAAGCACCCGGAUCCGAUAUGGCGCGCGAGACUGGACGAGAUACGGGAAGCGCACGCGCAGCGACACGCGGGGGCGCCGUCUGAGGCAAUGCGGAGCGGCGGCUUCAGGGUGAACCGACCUGUCCACCGGAGCGCGCGCGGCAAGCUUGUGCCCGUCGUGCAUACAUCUCACGCGACUGAGGACUCGGUCACGCUCGAAGAGGUCGACGGCGUCGACGCCUUUGUCCGUAGCCUCGACCGCCUCGAGCUGCCCAACCAGCUCGUCGCUGUGCUCGUCGACCCGCUGCUGCAGAAGCUGCUCGUCCUGCGGCCCAGCGCCGAGGCCGACCGCCGCGUCGCCAACUGGCUGGGCGGCGUGCUGCGCGAAGUGGCCGACGGGGACGCCGACGAGGACACGCUGUGGGAGGUGCUCGAGGUGGUGAGGGACUAUGUCACGCAGACAAAGACGUUACCGCCGGUGCUGCUGAGCUUCUUUGCGCGCUUCCUCACGCUCUGGGGCGGCGAGGGACGGCGCGACCUCGUCAUGGACAUUCUCGGCUACACGCCGCUGCUCGACUUUCAAGAGCUUUACCCGCACAUCUUUCAGCCCCUCGAGGCCGCCGUCCAGGACAACUCGUCCGAGACGCUCCUCGCGCUGCUCGGCCUCUACACCAGACUCCUCCGCCGCUGGGUCACGGCUCUGCACGCCGCGUCGCCCGUCCCCGCGCACGCCGACGCGGCCGUCACGGCCCUGGUGCGGCAUGUCAACACCCUCGCCCUCACGCUCCUCCAGAUCGCUGGCACCGACGACGGCGGCGGAGGCGGAGAUCACGACAACAACAACAACGUCAACAGCGUUGCCGUCGAGUCGGCCAUCCUCUCCUUCUACGAGCAGACGACGCCGCUCGUCGCCCACCCGACACUCCGGCAGUACGUGCGCAUCGAGCUGCCCCCCUCGGAGCUCGUCUACGACCUCUUCUUCAGCUCCUCGCUCGCCUCCGUGUCGCGCCUGUGCCGCAUCCUUGCCGCAUAUAAGCGCGGCUUCGAGGCGGCCAUGACAACGCGCCCCGUCGCGGGACGCCGCGGCCGCCCCAGCGGCGGCGGCGACAGCUCUGGCGUCGUUGACAACAACAGCAACAAUACCACGGACGGUGCCGCCGCCGCAGCGCAGCCCAUCGACGCGUCCACGUACCCCAAGGCCUACGUCAACCGCUACAACGGCUUCCUCAUGGACAUGUGCAACUGCCUGUGGCGCGCCCGCGCCUUUGGCCUCGCCGACGCCAACUCGCGCGGCUGCCUGCUCGCGCCCGCCGUCGUCGCCGCCCUGACGGCCUACGUGCCCGCCGUGGACCGCGCCUUUUCCCUCGCGUCGCUGCUGUCGCUGUCGCACGCGCCGCUGCUCGCGCGGCAGAGCAUCCUGCGCGUGCGCGAGCUCGAGGACGAGGCACUCGAGCGCGGCGGCGACAGCAUCCGCACGCGCCACGCCGGCCCCGUCACGCAGGACAGCCUCGCCAAGCUGGCGGCCGCGGGCGGGCUGCGGCUCAGCUGGCAGGAGUACAGGAUCGAGGUGCUCGAGGCGCUGAGCGCGCGGGGCCUGCCCGGCGUGACGGAGCUGCUCAAGAAUACCAUGACGGUGCUCAAGAACUCGAUGGACGGGCGGUCUGCCGCCGCCGCCGCCGCCGCCACUGGCUCGCAGAAGACGGUGUCGUAACUUAGGGGGGCCAACACAGCGGGCACGGGGUUGGGAGGGGACACCGUCGCAGUAAUAAUGGUACGCGCGAGUGAGGACAGGGAGACACGAUGGGGCAUACCUAAAAAAGGCGUUCACACGACAGACAUGAUGGGAAGACAAAUCGCAAUGGCGUCAACAGCGCGGCGCAGCUCAGGGCCGCUGCUGGUGUGGAAAUUGACGUCCAUCUAGAUCCGGCCCCGCCGAGUUGAAGACGGGAGCCAACCCCCUCCCUCGCAUGCCCUCCCCAAUGGUUGAAUACAGGGUAUCAUGAUGAGAAUCGAACUUGAGCGAGCUACCGUCGCUGCCACCCUC
This is a messenger RNA of Purpureocillium takamizusanense, 3022 nucleotides long. RefSeq lists its product as uncharacterized. NCBI's taxonomy places the organism in Eukaryota, Fungi, Ascomycota, Sordariomycetes, Hypocreales, Ophiocordycipitaceae. The coding region runs from base 587 to 2689 and encodes 700 amino acids. The transcript is spliced from 7 exons. The record is from RefSeq and is a predicted model, not a curated record. Gene Ontology annotation, cellular component: nuclear body; kinetochore; cytosol.